Microbotryum saponariae is the source of this 6210-nucleotide messenger RNA. Lineage: Eukaryota; Fungi; Basidiomycota; Microbotryomycetes; Microbotryales; Microbotryaceae. The record is from the annotation of a GenBank genome assembly.
AUGCCGGAUCCGCCCGGCGCCGAUGCGCCCCCGCCCGAGGACCUAUUGGGUGGUAAUGGCGCGAGUGAUUCAUCACUCAACACGCAAACGCGUGAAGCGGUCACUGGAGGAACCGCGAAUCCUCCAGCUUGGUCGCCCGAGGCAACUCAGGUCCGGUUGGACCAUGAGAAGCUGAUGAAGAAGACCUUCCAAGUGCUCGGGAUUGUUCCCUCCAGCAAGUCGACCCGCCGACUGAUGGUCCUGAUGCACGACGCCUCGACCCCGCCUUCGCAGGCGCCAGCGCUCGCACGAGCCGCCCAAAGAGCGGUGCGAAACGACGCAGCCCCGGCCUCCAAUGUGAUUCGAGUCAUUAUGGAUGGUCCUGGAUCACCCAGAGGUCCUGUACAGACCGCGCUGCGCAAGCACUUUGGAUUGGCCGAGACGCCGUUCAUGUUCGCGCGGCCCGAGGGCGUCGUGCUUGACCCCGAGGUCGAGAAGCUUUUCUCGAAAUGCGUGAAGCUGAACCCGAUUGUGACGAAAGCCACGAAGAGGUUCCCGAUCGCUCGUCACAUAUACGAGCUUGUAUUCGAAUCCGAGCAAGCUUGUCUUGAAGCCGCUUCAGUGGGCCCAUUCCCCUACCACGGCAAGGAGAUGGUUACCGAGCUCCCCAGCGCCUCUCCCCUUAACCACGUCGUGCAGGUGCGAUUCACCUUGCCCUCCUCCUCCAGCGCGAUCCCCGCUUCCGUGCUCCGAAAAUCUCUCGAUGAUGCUAUCACCCUUUCGUUCGGCCGCGCAGGUCGCACGCAAGGUUAUACCCUGAUGCAAUUACAGCGGGGCCUCGCGGUCGAUCCGAAUGGCGAUCCGAUGGCCAUGACCGAAGACGGGUUCCACUGCGCGUACCUUCGCUUACAUGCUGAUCUUUUCCAAGGCUCCAUCGAGACGCAGAAGGCCGCGCUCAACGCCGCUUUGCCACAAGAGAUCGAGAUCCUGGGCGCCAAGUACGGCUUGCGACACGAAUUCGAGACGCACUACUGCGCGGUGUGCGAUCGCGCCGGACACCAGUGGGGUGCUUGCAGGAAGCCGGUUUCGACUCCGGCCACCGCCGCCCCUGUUCCGGGGGCCUCGACCUCGACUUCGACUUCGACUUCGACCACCGGCUUCCGAGUUGCUGGAAAGAAUGGGAAGCACGGUGGGCCUGCCGCAUUGAACUCUCGUGUCUCUGGCGCGAACAUGAUCCAGCUGGGACCUCGUGCUAACCCCGCAGGUGCAGUAACCGCCAACAAGGACGACGCGAACGACGGCGACGACGAGUCGGUCGUUUCGACCGAACCGGAGGGCGGCGACACUGGGGAAGAGACGUCGACGCGUGCGACCCUGGGCUCAACAAAGGAGACGCAGACGACGAUGGCGGCGCCCGUUUCGACCCCGACCUCUCCUUCGCCUUUGUCCGGUGGCACGUCGGGAUCAUCGGCAACCUCGACAACCUCGAUAGCCUCGACGAGUCCUCGACGCCUUCGUUCGAGCUCGGCACCCGGCAACCGACGUGUCACCCGGGCGGGAUCCGCCAUGAUCCUCGGUGCAUCAGGGGGUGAUGGCUCAGGGGGCAACAGUUCAGGGGGUCACAGGUCCGAGGUGACCGAAUUCGAGGGGGGCGGCGCUGAACUGAUUUAAUCAUGAUUGAGUCACUCACCGUGUUGACGUUCAACGUCCGAUCGAUGAAGAACGCAGUCAACCAAGUCAAAAUCAUCCGUUAUCUCAAAACCCUUCGGCCGGCCCCUGCGGCCAUCCUCCUGCAAGAGCACCACCUCAGCUACAACGCGUCGCGCGAAGGCUUCGAGAGUGCUUGGCCGGGGGCUUGUAUUCGUUUCACUCCUCAUGUCCUUACCCUCAUACCCGAUGGCUCACCUUUGGCGGGCCAUCUCCUUUCCUCUACCCCGGUCGUCUUUGCAGGAGCUCCUCGUUUCGACGGUCGGAUUCUGCGCUCGGUGUUUCGUCUUGAGGAGCUCGAUGUCGAGAUCAUCAACAUGUACGCGCCGGUGCAGGAGGACGAUCGUCGCGACUUUUUCGGGCUUCUGCACUUCAGCGCCCCGAGACCCAAGACUCUUCGGAUCUUGGCCGGCGAUCUCAACGAUUGUCCGGAUGUAUCGGUCGACCGAGUGUCCAUCACCGAUCGCGCUUGGACUCCUGUAUCGCACUGGCAGACCUUGCUGUCAAAGAUCGCGUUCAAGGCACUCGACACGGUCCGACAUGUCCAUUCUUGCACCCCUGCAUUCACUCGUCCUCACUACCGUGGUAGAGGGGAAGAGCGAAAGAUUUGCUCGUGGUCGCGGAUCGACUAUAUUCUUGUCCAAUGCAGUUGGGCGAACCGGUUGUUGAGCGCUUCUACGCUCUUCGAUGCGCCCUGUUCGGACCACAGACCUGUAGUUGCGACUUUCGCUUUGCCUACAUCGAACGCUGAUGCCGAACCCCCCCUUUCUCUUCCCUCCACGAGCGAUUUCAUUUCGAGGCUCAACCCAAUGGUCUUUGACGAUCAAGACUUUGUCGCAUCGAUUCCCGGCGUCGUCGACGAGGUCUAUCGAAGGCUCGAGGGGACCGCUCCGCUCGGCGACGUCUAUGACGCCGCUCUGCGGGCGGUUGCAGUCGCUGGCCAUGCACGAUACCGCUCGACUCGUGCCGACAUGCGCCGACUGCGGGCCGAGAGCCAAUCCGUCAUGGAGGCUUUGGAGGCACGCGGUGAGCACAUGAAUGAGGCCGAGCGCGAUGUGUAUGCUCUUGCCAAGUCGCGGUUGGACCAGUUGGCGGUAAAGGAGGCUCAGUGGCUGCGCAUUCGUGCGCAUGUGCCGUCAGUCGACUCGAGGGAAGGUCAAUCGGCAAGCAUUCGCACGCGCCUCAACCGCCGGAGUCGCCAGACGAGCAUCGUCUCGCUGGAGGAUGUGGAUGGCACCGAGACCGUUGACAUGCAGGAGGCGCUGGGUAUUGCUUCACGGCACGCGCAGUCGCUCUUCACGCCGGACCCAGCUCGUGGCGACCCGACGAACGCACGCCGGUCCCUGCUCGACCCUAUUCGCGCAGCGAAAUGCUACGAUGACGACCGCUCGGACCCUACGUUCGGUCGUCGGCUGCCUCGUCAAGCGAGAGUGGCGCUUGACGAGCCCUUCACCCUCCUCGAGGUUGAAGCGGCGUUGAAGAAGACGGAUUCGGGGCGAUCACCGGGGCCCUCGGGCAUUCCGUACGAGCUCUUCAAGGCGCUGCCAACCUACUUUGCUCCCAAGCUGUUGGACUUGUUCAACUCGAUUUGGGAGGGCGGCAAAAUGACGGCGUCCUUGGCAGAGGGGCUGGUGCGGCUCUUGCCCAAGAAUAAACCGGGGGCCAAUCUGAAAUCACUGGGGGCAUACCGACCGAUCACAUUGCGCGAGACGACCUACAAGGUCCUCAGCAAGGUCUUGGUGGCGCGACUCAAUGGGGUGCUCGGCGAGCUUUUGCCGCCGGCGCAACACGGUUUCAUGCCAUCAAGACGUUCAGCGGACGCGGGAAGUCAUCUCACUCUCCUUCUCGAAAAACUCAAGUCGCUAGGCACUGAUGUUUUCCCCGAGGGCGCCCUCUUGUCUUUGGAUCAGCAGAGCGCGUACGAUCGGGUCGAUCACGCCUGGAUCUUCGAGGUCUUUGAGGCCUUUGGGUUCGGUGAGCGUUUCAUCUCGCUGCUGCGCGCUCUCUACGAUCCCGAGACUCUGGGGGUGCGCUACCUUGUCAAUGGGUUCCCCACGGACUUGGUGCGGUUGCUGUGUGGUCUCGGUCAGGGGGAUCCCCUCUCGUGCCCGGUUUGGAACAUCACGUUCCAGCCCUUCCUCGACGCCCUCGUUCGGCGCGGGAUCGCGCUCGACCUGCAGAAGGUGUGGCCAGGGGGGCCGCGUGCGCAGCUUACGCAUCUGGCGUUUGCCGACGAUGCUGUGGUGGUGGUGGAGUCACCGGCGGCAUUGUCGAAGCUGCAAACGCUGUCGCAGACGUGGUACGAGGCUACCAACGGGAAGACCAACACGGACAAGACGCUGGUGCUACCACUCGGACCGAACUGGCUUCGGGACGAGACUGCGCAGGCGCUGCCAACGGUGCAGGAGGGGGAGAGCUUCAAGUGGUGCGGCUAUGCCUUCUUUCGCCACGGUGACUCGAAACUGUUUUGGACCCAUGUUCUUGACAGGAUCAAGGCCAAGGCCCGCACCGCUCGAGACCGGACACUUUCGCCGAGUGGGAAGGUUUUCUAUGCCAACGCUCACAUCAUCUCGACGGUCCUCCACGUGCUGUCCUUCGACAUACCGCCUCAAUGGUUCAUUAAGGCGGCGGAGACGGCACUUACGGACUUUGUCUGGGGAGGAGCAGGGCGAAAUACCGUCGCUCGCGAUUUCGUGUUCCAGGCUCGGGAGGACGGUGGCUUGGGUUUGAUUUCGAUUGGCGACAUCGUUCAUUCGGUGGCGCUUCGAUUUUGGGAUGCUGUGGCGGGCUCGGACGAGGCGAUCUGGGCGCCCCUAGCUCGCGAGAGCUGGAGGUCCCUCGUCGCUGCGACCCGCGAUUUCAGUCCGUGGGGGUUCUUCAGCAGCACGGCUCGGGUCGAGAAGCUGUAUCGCGACUCGACGCGCUGGGGGGCAGUCGUUGCAGCGGCCAGGGUCACAGUUCCAACCAUCAAGUCCGAACUCCUUACGCUUCCCGAAUUGCUCUCGCUUCCGCCUCGCCUCCCUUCACUCUAUGCUGAAGGUGCCCAGCACGCAUAUGACGAUGCGGACGCGGUGGCGAAGUUUGCGCAGAUCGCGGACCUGUACUGGAGGGACGAAGGGAAGGGAUGGGCUCUGGUUGGUCAUCGACGCGGGUUCUGGCAGCACUCUAAGGAACCCGCCCUACAGCACGAGCACGUGUGGUCGCGCGUGGGUCAGUUGCUCAAGGCGAAAGCGUUGCUGCCCAAGACCGCGUUGCGACCUGCUCGGAUACCUCUCAAGGAGGCUCCCCGUCCUCGGUGCUUCAACUUCUUUGGGCUCUCCCGACCUUUUACGAUUCGCAAGCUUCGUCGGCUUGUGAACAAGGUGCGGUUCCCAGGGAGGGAGGACCGUGUCAAGCGUUUCCCUGAUGGGACUUCUCAGAGCGAUAGGAAGCGCUUCUGGAGAUGGCUUCAUGACCGGUUCGCAUCUGCUGUCGAGCAGGACACCCACUGGCGGCUCAUGUAUGACGUGACGCCGACGCGCAAGAGGCAGCAUACUCAGGGUCAUGCCUCUUCGCCGACGUGUCUGUUCUGUGGCAACGAUGCAGCGGUCAUCGAGACGGUGUCCCACUACUUUUUCGAGUGCGCGUACUCGACCAGCUUCUGGGGUGGGGUGCUACGCAUUCUGCUUGACAAGCUCGGCAUCGAGGAUACCGACGUCGAUCCGUCGACGUUCACUCCGGAGCAGCUGACUAUGGGGCUCCCCCUUUUGCGGGGUCGUGGGAGAACGACCUCGAAAUGGAUGUGGGUUCGGCUGGCCUGCGCGAUCGGUUUCCAGCGGCUGCACCUGCUCCGCUGGCGCGUUCAUCAGCGGUUCGAGCUGGACAACGUCGUGGCCUCUCCCUCGCUUCCCAGUGCGCUCAGAGCGUUCGAGCGAGAUUUUCUCUCUCGAGCGGGCUUUGUGCCUGGGGCUCGAGAUUGGGAGGUGUGAUGACCGAGUUAAGUCCUUCCUUCCCAUUUUCCUCCCUGCUCUCUCUCCCCUCCUUUCCUCCCUUCCUUUUCGGAGGUCGACUUUUCUUUCAGAAGCUGACUGUCUUGAAACUUGUUGCGCAGUGGAAGGCUGCGCACCUCUCCCUCUCUCUACUUUGUGCAGUAGCGGUUUUCGUUCUUGGAUGGAUCGGCAAGCCGGGUCGAUCGUCGUUGCGUUGGAGGCUUUGUGAAGUUCUCCCCUCUCUUUCCCCCCCUUUCUCCCUUCUCUUCCUCAUCUCGUUCCUGUUGCUCGGUUGUUGACUACGCUUCAGCCACUUCUCCUUUUAUUCCUAAGCCGUGUGUUGGAUUCCGUCGAAUAGAUCGUUCGUUCGCGUUGGUCAAGAUCUACGGCAUGGAUCGGGAAGAAAGGUCGCUCGUUUUUUUGGUCAAUAUCCUCGCGUCAAGGCGAGGCUCGUUUCGUUGUAUUGGAUCGUUUUCGCUCGGCCCUGACGGCUCAACAGCCAGCACUCGAGACUCAGCCAAGGGAGGACAUCAGGCGCUGUCGGGGUGACGAGUAG